UAACCGUUUGUACGGGUAUAAAACGCCAACACCGGUGCGUUUAGCAUUCUCCAUUUUUCUUGCGAUUAAAUAAAUCUCUCGAGAUUUUAGGGAUUCGUGUUCACUCUUGCCGCUCUUGCACCUCACUCACUGAUUUCAAUCUUCAACUUUGCGCAAGUGUUGUUUAGUUUGAUUGUUGUGGAAAAAGUUGAAUUGGUUUGAGAGGAGAAAAUGCGGAAUAAAGAACCGGUGUUGGAUGAUGGGGAAGUGGUGUAUGAGGAUGGUCCGGGUUGUGGGUGGAAUGAUUUUGAGGAUGAGGAUGUAAUGCAGCAGACAUCUUCUAUUCAUGAUGAUGAAGCCAAGAAGCUUCCGUAUGUGGGUGACAAGGAACCACUAUCUAGCUUGGCUGCUGAAUAUCAAUCAGGCAGUCCUAUCUUACUGGAGAAAAUCAAGGUGCUUGCUGAGCAAUAUGCUGCCAUUCGGCGUACUCGGGGAGAUGGAAACUGCUUCUUUCGAGGCUUUAUGUUUUCAUACCUUGAGCAUCUUUUGGAAGCUCAAGACAAAGUAGAAAUUGAACGCAUCAAAGCCAAUAUUGAGAGAAGUAGAAAAGCACUUCAGACCUUGGGUUAUGCAGAAUUGACUUUUGAAGAUUUUUUUACGCUAUUCCUUGAGCAGCUGGAAGAUGUAAUUCAAGGGAAAGAGACUUCCAUAAGUCAUGAAGAGCUUGUGCUUAGAAGCCGAGAUCAAUCUGUAUCUGAUUAUGUUGUUAUGUUCUUCAGAUUUGUUACUUCUGCUGCAAUACAAAACCGCUCAGAAUUUUUUGAACCUUUCAUAAUGGGUUUAACCAAUACAUCAGUUGAGCAGUUUUGCAAAUCAGCUGUUGAACCAAUGGGAGAAGAGAGCGACCAUGUGCACAUUACUGCCCUUUCAGAUGCAUUGGGUGUUCCCAUCCGUGUUGUGUACCUCGACCGCAGCUCAUGCGAUACCGGCGGUGUCAGUGUAAAUCAUCAUGAUUUCAUUCCAUCUGCUGGUGAUCUCCCAAGUUCAAGUGGUAGCUCUGAAAAGAAGAAUCCCUUCAUCACAUUGCUAUACCGUCCCGGUCACUAUGAUAUCCUCUAUCCAAAGUGAGGGUGCAGACCUUUUAUUUGUUACUUUUUCGGCGAUCUUUUGAGCAGCAAACAACUAUAGACUGAGGUUGGUUGUUAAGAAGGGCAUAUAUACUCACCAUGUCUUGUCUUGUUAAUGCUGAAUGGUCAAAUAUGUCUGGAAUGUUAUAACAUGUUUUGAAAGUUUGAUCAACAAAGUAAGCCAACAUUAGCGCAUUAAUAAUCAAAACUCACCAUUUUAUGUUGCUUCAUAAUUUAUCGGUCAUAAUUUCAUUCUUCC
Molecule: messenger RNA, 1365 nt
Organism: Vicia villosa (hairy vetch)
Lineage: Eukaryota; Viridiplantae; Streptophyta; Magnoliopsida; Fabales; Fabaceae
Product: OVARIAN TUMOR DOMAIN-containing deubiquitinating enzyme 1-like
Exons: 9
Coding region: 211-1107 (298 amino acids)
Biological process (GO): protein K48-linked deubiquitination
Cellular component (GO): nucleus
Molecular function (GO): cysteine-type deubiquitinase activity; ubiquitin binding
Source: RefSeq, a predicted model, not a curated record